GGCUGGGGCUCUGAGCUCAGCAGGAGCCGGAGGCAGGUCUGAGGGGUCACCUCGAGAGCACCCCUUCCUCUGCUGAGCACAGCCCCCACGGGAUCCAGGCAGGAAGGCGGCCGGGACUCUCCAGAGGCCACUCUUGAUGAUCUGCGGGUGAUCCAAAACAGCGGAUACGACAGAAGACAAGCCGCAGAGCUGAGCCCGGGCUCAGGGGACCGAUGGCCCAGAGGCUGCCCCCUCGAGCGAUGGCUCCAUGGGUCUGGGGUCUGACCAUCCUCAGCUGCUUCUGGGCUUCUGGCGCCUCCCAGCCCCGGCGGCUGGACUUCUUCUCGAGCCCCUCCGAGCUCAACCACCUGGUCACGGACCCUGCCACGGGCACCGUCUACCUGGGGGCGGUCAACAGGCUGUACCAGCUCACGGCCGACCUGCGCCUGGUCCAGGAGUACAUCACGGGCCCGGCCAAAGACAAUAAGAAGUGCACCCCGCCCAUCGAUACCACCCACUGCCAAGAGGCCAUGGACACCGACAACGUGAACAAACUGCUGGUGCUGGACAGGCCCAAGGCCCGGCUGGUCGUGUGCGGGAGUCUGUUCAAGGGCAUCUGCACCCUGCACCACAAAGACAACAUCUCCGAGGUGCUCUUCUACGAAGACGACAGCGGCGAGAAGUCCUUCGUGGCCAGCAACGACGAGCGGGUGGCCACCGUGGGGCUGGUGACGGACUUGCCCAGGGCCCCGGCCGGGACAGAGUGCCCGUGCGACCGGGUGCUCUUCGUCGGCAAGGGCAACGGGCCCCACGACAACGGCAUCAUCAUCAGCACGCGCCUGCUGGACCGGCAGGAUGGCAAGGAGCCCUUCGAGGCCUACACGGACCACACGGCCUUCAAGACGGGCUACCUGGUGCCCAACACGCAGCAGUUCGUGGCCGUGUUCGAGGACGGCGCCUACGUCUUCUUCAUCUUCAACCAUCAGGACAAGCACCCGGCCAAGAACCGGACGCUCAUCGCCCGCAUGUGCAAACACGACCCGUCGUACUACUCCUACUUCGAGAUGGAUCUGGAGUGCCACCGGGACGGGGAGACCUUCGGCGUCUGCCUCGCGGCCUCGGUCGCCACGCCGGGGGGCCCGGCGUCCCCGCGGCCGGAGCCGGGGGCGGAGGGCGGCGGCACGGCGCCCAGCCGGCAGGUGCUGUACGCCGUCUACAGCAAAGACGGCCAGAGCGGAGGGGGCCUCCGCUCGGCUCUCUGCUCCUUCCCGCUGGAUCAGAUCAACAAGAAGAUGGAGGCCAACCGGGACACGUGCUACACCCGGGUGCGGGAGGAAGGCCGAGACAUCUUCUACAAGCCUUUCCACGGGGAGCAGUUGCAAUCCCAGUGCGGCAAGCAUGCGCAGGGGGACAGCCUGCGCUUCCCUUGUGGCUCCGAGCACCUUCCCUACCCGCUGGGCAGCCGGGAUGGGCUGGUGGGUGAGCCUCUGCUCCAGAAGGAGGGCUUGAAGCUGACGGCCGUCGCAGUGGCAACCGAGGAGGGACACAACGUGGCGUUCUUGGGCACGUCCAACGGCCAGAUCCUCAAGGUGUUCCUGGCAGCCAGCGGAGACGCCACGGAGUAUGGGACCAUCACGGUGGAUCUCAACAAGCGCAUCAAGAAUGACCUCCUACUGUCGGCGGACGGGCUGAACAUCUACUCCAUGACGCAGGACAAGGUUUUCCGUCUGCCAGUUCAGGACUGCACGGCCCUCUCCACCUGCUUGGAGUGUAGACAGUCGAUGGAUCCAUACUGCGGGUGGUGCGUCUUCGAGGGCAGGUGUACCCGGCGUACCGACUGCUCCCAGGCGGAGGAGGCUGACCGCUGGCUCUGGAGCCGCAACAGUUCCUGCCCAGCAGUGACCAGCGCCCAGCCGCAGAACAUGAGCCGGCGGGCUCGCGGCCAGGUCCGUCUGACCGUGAGCCCCUUCCCCACGUGGAUGGAAACAACCGAGUUCCUGUGCCAGUUUGGGCAGGAGCCAUCCCACCCCGCCCACCUGGACAGCGGGACCAUCGUGUGUGAUUCCCCGGUCAACGUGCCCCCAACGCCCCAGGGCCAAGACCACGUCGCCGUCCCCAUCACGCUCACCUUCAUGAGGAACAUGAUCUUCUUCACCUCCCACAUCUACCCGUUCUACGACUGCAAGGAGGCCAUGACCCUGACCACCAACCUCCCGUGCAUUUCCUGUGCCAGUAACCGGUGGAACUGCCAGUGGGAUCUGAAAUAUCACGUGUGCCGGGAAUCCUCGCCCAACCCAGAGGAAGGAAUCAUCAAGUCAAACAUGGAAGACGGUUGCCCACAGUUCCUGGACCCCAACCCCCUGGUCAUCCCCAUGAACCACGAGACCGACGUGACUUUCCAGGGAAAGAAUCUGGACAGCGUCCAGAUGACCUCCCUGAUGGUGGGAAAUGAGUUGUUGGCAUUUGAGAAGCCAGCCAUCAUGCUGGAAGAGGGCAGGUUCUCCUUCCGGACCCCCAAGUUGUCCUUGGACACCAUCGAGACAGUGCCGCUCAACCUGUAUGUCCGGUCCUACGGGAAACACAUCGACAGCAAACUGCAGGUGACCCUGUACAACUGCUCCUUCGGCCGCAGCGACUGCAGCCUGUGCUUAGCGGCCAGCUCGGAGUAUCAGUGCGUCUGGUGCGGCGGGCAGGGCCGUUGCCUCUACCAGGCCUCCUGCAGCGAUCCCACCACCCAGUGCCCCAACCCGGUCAUCACCAAGAUCCAGCCGGAGACCGGGCCUCUGGGCGGGGGCAUCCGCCUGACCAUCAUGGGCUCGAAUCUGGGAGUGCAGGCCAGCGAUGUCCAGCGCAUCACCGUGGCCGGCCGGAACUGCACCUUCUACCCGGCCCUCUACUCCGUGUCCACCAGGAUCGUGUGUACGGUCGAGCCCGGAGAGGAGAAUAUGACUGGCGGCAUCGAAGUCGACAUCAAUGGGAAACUGGGCCAGUCCCCUCCCCAUGUCCAGUUCAAGUACCAGAAGCCACAGGCCACGAAGAUCGAGCCCAUAGAGGGGCCCCUCGCCGGAGGGACCCUCAUCACCGUCACCGGCGACUACCUGGACACCGGCUUCCGUGAAGACGUCAACGUCUCCCUGGGAAAUAUCCCCUGCGUUGUGGUCUCGUUUGGUAAGGAGAUCACGUGCCGGACGGGCCCCUCCAGCUCCCUGGUUGAGGCGUCGGUGUCGGUGACCUACGGAAGCUUCCUGGCCUCCAAUGGGAACAUCGUCUUCUUCUAUCGAGAUAACCCGGUCGUCCAAGGGUUUGAGCCUGGCCGCAGCUUCAUGAGCGGCGGCCGGAACAUCAACGUGACGGGCCAGGGCUUCGCCCUGAUCCAGAAUUUCUCCAUGGUGGUGAUCGCUCAGCCCGUGCCUUCCCGGCGGAAGCGGCGCCAGGCCAGAAACCCGCAGGCCACCACGGUCGUGGGCACCAACGUCACCAGGUACAGCGACACGAAGAUCGUCUUCCUGUCUCCUCCCCUGCCGGAGUACUCAGAACCGUACAACAUCACCACCCUCCUCCAGAUGGACGGGCACCGGGUGCCCCUCAAGACAGACUCCAGCACCUUCGAAUACGUGCCCGAUCCCACCUUUGAGAACUUCACCGACGGCAUCAAGAAACAAGUCAACAAACUGAUCCACGCUAAGGGGACGAACCUGAACAAGGCCAUGACCAUCCACGAGGCCGAAGCCUUCGUCGGAGAGGAACGUUGCUUCAUGAAGACCCUGACGGAGACGGACCUGUACUGCGAGCCCCCCGAGGUGCAGCCGCCCCCGAAGAAGCGACAGAAAAGGGACACCACCGCCAACCUUCCAGAGUUCACCGUCCGGUUCGGGACACGCGAGUGGACCCUGGGGCGGGUGGAGUACGACACACGGCCCAGCGACACGACUCUGAGCGUCAUCCUGCCGCUGGUCAUCAUCCCCAUGGUCGCCAUCAUCGCCAUCUCCAUCUACUGCUACAGGCGGAAAAGCCAACAGGCAGAGAGGGAGUAUGAGAAGAUCAAGUCGCAGCUGGAGGGGCUGGAGGAGAGCGUACGGGAUCGCUGCAAGAAGGAGUUCACAGACCUGAUGAUUGAGAUGGAGGACCAGACCAAUGACGUGAGCGACGCCGGGAUCCCCGUGCUGGACUACAAGACGUACACCGACCGGGUGUUCUUCCUGCCGUCCAAGGAUGGGGAGAAGGACGUCAUGAUCACCGGGAAGCUGGACAUCCCCGAGGCCCGGAGGCAGACUGUGGAGCAGGCCCUCAACCAGUUCUCCAACCUGCUCAACAGCAAGACGUUUCUGAUCACCUUCAUCCACACACUGGAGAACCAGCGGGAGUUCUCCGCCCGGGCCAAGGUGUACUUUGCGUCGCUGCUGACGGUGGCUCUGCACGGGAAGCUGGAGUAUUACACCGAUAUCCUCCGCACUCUGUUCCUCGAGCUCAUGGACCAGUACGUUGGGGCCAAGAACCCCAAGCUCAUGCUCCGAAGGUCAGAGACGGUGGUGGAAAGGAUGCUGUCCAACUGGAUGUCCAUCUGUCUGUACCAGUACCUCAAGGACAGUGCCGGCGAGCCUCUGUACAAGCUGUUCAAGGCCAUCAAGCACCAGGUGGAGAAGGGGCCCGUGGACGCCGUGCAGAGGAAAGCCAAGUACACGCUGAACGACACGGGCCUGCUGGGCGACGACGUCGAGUACAGCCAGCUGACGGUGAGCGUCAUCGUGCAGGACGAAGGCACGGACCCCGUCCCGGUCAAGGUCCUGAACUGCGACACCAUCUCCCAAGUCAAGGAGAAGAUCAUCGACCAGGUGUAUCGGACGCUGCCCUGCUCGCAGUGGCCCAGAGCCGACAGCGUGGUCCUCGAGUGGCGGCCGGGCUCCACGGCGCAGAUCCUGUCGGACCUGGACUUGACCUCCCUGCGGGAUGGCCGGUGGAGACGCAUCAACACGCUGAUGCACUACAACGUGCGGGACGGAGCCACCCUCCUCCUGUCCAAGGUGGGCGUCUCUCAGCAGCCGGAGGACAACCAGCAGGAUGCUCCUGGGGAGCGCCAGGCCCUGCUGGAGGAUGAGAACAAAGUCUGGCACCUGGUGCGGCCGAUGGACGAGGUGGACGAGGGCAGGUCCAAGCGGGGCAGCGUCAAGGAGAAGGAGCGGACGAAGGCCAUCACCGAGAUCUACCUGACGCGGCUUCUCUCCGUGAAGGGGACGCUGCAGCAGUUCGUGGACGACUUCUUCCACAGCGCGCUCGCCUCCGGCCACACCGUGCCCCCUGCCGUCAAGUACUUCUUUGACUUCCUGGACGAGCAGGCCGAGAGGCACGAGAUCAAGGACGAGGACACCAUCCACAUCUGGAAGACCAACAGCCUGCCCCUCCGCUUCUGGGUGAACAUUCUGAAGAAUCCCCACUUCAUCUUCGACGUCCACGUGAACGAGGUAGUCGAUGCCUCUCUGUCGGUCAUCGCCCAGACCUUCAUGGACGCCUGCACCCGGACCGAGCACAAGCUGAGCCGUGACUCCCCAAGCAACAAACUGUUGUACGCCAAGGAGAUCUCCACCUACAAGAAGAUGGUAGAAGAUUACUACAAAGGGAUUCGUCAGAUGGUACAAGUGAGCGACCAGGACAUGAACACGCACCUGGCCGAGAUUUCCAGGGCACACACGGACUCUCUGAACACGUUAGUGGCCGUUCACCAGCUGUAUCAGUACACGCAGAAAUACUACGAUGAGAUCACCAACGCGCUAGAGGAAGACCCGGCCGCCCAGAAGAUGCAGCUCGCCUUCCGUCUGCAGCAGAUCGCCGCCGCGCUGGAGAACAAAGUCACCGACCUCUGACCUCUGACCUCCGACCUCGGGCGCGAGAACAGCAAUAACUGCGUCCCCGGCCCCCCCCGGCCCAACCCCCGCCCUCCGCCGAAGAUGUUGAAAUUCCUUCUCCGCGGUCCAGGAAAUAGUGUUAUAUUUUUAUUGUCCCAUCUGGGCUGCGCUGGGCAGGGCAGCAUUUUUGAUAGCCGAGCCGCAAUGUAAAGAGAAUUUUUACUGUAAAUUUCGCUUCUGUCGGGAACCCGUGUGCGUGCGUUGACUCGGAGAGAGGCCGGUUGGAGAGGAGCAGAGGGAGCCCGGCCGGAGCCCGGCCGGAGCAGGGGCCCAGGGCAGCCGGUUCCCACCCAUCCAAGCCUCGGCCGUCCCGGAGCCGUGAGCCUUGGCGCCCGCCGGCCUGGCGCCUUGAGGUCCGCCCGCCCCGGAUACGGCGCCCCUCCCCACUGGGCUCAGGGAGUCAGCUAGCCAGAUGCAGGGGCUCGCUGGGUCCCGGGCCCCCCGGGGGCAUCAGGCUGAGGGAUUUGAGGGUCUCGCUUUCCGAACCACGAGUGUCCCGGUCGCGGCGGCGACGCUAAUGUGCCUUAUCCGAACUUUGGGGUCGGGGAGGGGCUAAGGCCCGCCCCGCCCCACUCCGCCGCCGCAGGGAGACGUCGUGUGUGCGUCGGGGGGACCGGGGAGAGGGGGGAGGUCCGCCAGACCCUCGGGGGGGUUGGAGGCCGUCCCCGUCGACCGAACAGGGAUAGCGGCUGGGCUGCCGGUCCAGCCCCCACGCACGGAGACGAGGCGGCGACCCCUGAUCCCGGCCACCGGGGUCGAGCGGCAGGUAGGAGGAGGAAAAAUAGGUACGUCCCUGUGCCCCCCGCCCCCCGCCCUCCUCCCCCAACCCACCUCCAGCCUCCCACCGGGUUCGGCUCCUCGGGACCGGCCGGAUCGACGGAGAGACGGAUGGAGAGGUGGUCUCGGCCCAGCCGUCUCGGUCUCAGAGGAACGGGAGGCCUCCUGUUUUAUAUCGAAACGUGUCUGUGUGUAGUCUCGGGCCUCUUUGGAAGAGGAGUCAGCCUGGCAGGAUUGCUGGGGAGAGAGCAGUCCCACCCCUUCACCGUGUGUCAGUCUUGUUCAUUGUCCAGCAAAUAUAAUGUUCUUUUCCACCAAA
This is a messenger RNA of Ornithorhynchus anatinus (platypus), 6975 nucleotides long. It is a transcript of the gene PLXNB2, whose product is annotated as plexin B2. Gene Ontology annotation, molecular function: protein binding; semaphorin receptor activity. Gene Ontology annotation, cellular component: semaphorin receptor complex. The record is from RefSeq and is a predicted model, not a curated record. Gene Ontology annotation, biological process: semaphorin-plexin signaling pathway involved in axon guidance; regulation of cell migration; negative regulation of cell adhesion. The transcript has 37 exons. Lineage: Eukaryota; Metazoa; Chordata; Mammalia; Monotremata; Ornithorhynchidae. The coding region runs from base 213 to 5837 and encodes 1874 amino acids.